Molecule: messenger RNA, 4018 nt
Organism: Saccostrea cuccullata (small rock oyster)
Lineage: Eukaryota; Metazoa; Mollusca; Bivalvia; Ostreida; Ostreidae
Exons: 22
Coding region: 277-3783 (1168 amino acids)
Biological process (GO): proteolysis
Molecular function (GO): DNA-binding transcription factor activity; cysteine-type peptidase activity; zinc ion binding
Source: RefSeq, a predicted model, not a curated record
CAGAUCACUCACAGGGAGGUCGCUCUUCGGAACACCUCUAAAUAAUUACAUCGGGUUCGGGCAACAAAUAAUUCCAGCUUUACUUUGGAGGGUUUCUGUCAAUUAUGAAUUCAGUCAACAUUUUGAAAGCAUGCUUGAACAGGGUAUGAAUCGUCAUAUAUGAUAUGUUGAUAUGUGAAUGUUUAAUUGAUUUAUGUGACCCUUGGUUGCGAAAAUAAUUAUUUAUCAUCUGCAUGUACAUCAUGCACACAUGCAGUAUCAAAUUACAAUAGCGGAAUGGCUGAAGCUUCGCCUCACGUUGUUGUCACAUCUCUUGAUGACGCUGAAAAAAGAAUAACGGAUUUUGAAGUUGAGACAGUAACAACUUUUACUAUAUUUCGUCGGAAUAAGGGAUUCAGAGAAGACAUAAACGGCUUAGCUGAACACAAAGUAAAAUGGGAAGAUGUUAGUCGUGGGGAAGGACCAAAGAUUCAGUACAAUGGAACCCCUUUCAUAAUAUUAGGAUGGGAUGUACGAGAGUGUCAGUUUGGUCCAGACCGAAAUGUGAAGCAAAAGCAGAAGUAUCAGUUGGAAAAGACUUUGGAAGGAAAAAAAGACCAUUCCUACACACAAAAAGGCAGGACGUUGCUGCAAAACACCAAGAAGCAGGAUUGUCCUGCGAGAAUUCAUUCCAAAAGAAUUUGUAUUUUUCCAGAAUAUAAGAUCAAUGGUCCAGACUCCAUUUGGAAAAGAAAAGACCAGUCACAGAGACUUAAAGCAGCCCUUAAAGAUAAGAAGAACAAAGUGGCAUGGAAAGAGGAGAUCCAUAUACUUUUUCCUUCCCAUGAUGAUCAUAGGAAUCAUGUUACUGGAGAACUUGCAGGGUUUUGUCAGCCUGUCGACAAAGUAAUAAAGAAAAAAAUCCAAUGUCUAAUGGAUGAAGGCGUCACCAAAGUAGCCGAAAUGAAGCGUCAUCUGAAGAGUUUUAGUAAAAAAGAUCUUGGAAAGACAUCCACACAGAAUAGACGCUUCUAUCCAUUAGAUAAAGACAUCAGAAAUGUUAUGGACUCAUAUAAAAACCAAACAAGAUUUUCCAAGGAUGAUAAAGAAAAUCUUGAGCAGUUGUUGGAGAAAUAUAAGUCCAUGAAUGAAAAAGACAGCUUCUUUCUUGAUAUCUCUGAAACUGAAGAUUUCCUCUUUGUUGGCCAGACAGAAUGGCAAAAAAGAUUACUCAAUCUAUAUGGUCAAGAAAUCUGUUUGUUGGAUGCAACAUACAAAACUACAAAAUAUGACCUACCAGCUUUCUUUGUAUGUGUCAACACCAAUGUUGGUUACACUAUUGUUGGCUGCUUCAUUACUGCAGAUGAAACGAAGAAGUCAAUAAUGAGAGCACUGCAUUUGCUAAAGGAAUGGAAUGUUGCAUGGAGUCCAAAAUAUUUUAUGACUGAUUUCGAUACAUCUGAAAUUAGUGCCAUAGAGGAAACUUUCGAAGGUAAAAGAAUGAUUGUUUUGUUGAUAUUUUGCCUAAGUAUUGCAAAUAACAUUUUCUUUCUGUUUUCAGAUUGCCAUGUUUAUCUUUGUGACUUCCAUAGGGAACAAGCCUGGGACAGGUGGCUCAAGUCACAUGUCAAUGGUUGUGCAGAAUACAAAGAUGAGAUACUUAUGAUGUUCCGAGAAAUAGCCAAAUCCACAACAGAAGACCAAUUACAACAGAACAUGGACAAUCUUCGUUGCAGCAAGAUUUGGAAAAACAAAUUGAAGCUUCAGCAAUGGUUUGAGCGCAUUUGGCUAGCCAAUUACAAGAGAUGGGUCAUCUUGUUUAGGAAAAGUUUGUUCAAUGUCAGGGUGUCAACAACAAAUGGACUUGAACGACAACACCUGAAACUGAAACAAGAAUACCUGUCUCAUACUAGCGACAAGUCAUUGUCAAACCUUGUCAAUGUCCUUUUUUCUCAAGUCUUCCCUGAAAGUUAUACACGGUAUAUUCAGUACAAUGCAAGAAGCUUAGAUAUGUGUAAAUCAUACAUCACCAGCAUUCCUAGUUUUUUGAAAAAUAGACCAAGAAUGUUGGUGGAACAUUGUGUGAAAAGAAUGCCUCCUCAAGUGCUGAAGAUUCCAGAGGAAAACAUCAGGGAGAGGUCAGCUGGAAACUUUCAGGUGAAGAGUGUGGAUUCAGGAAAUGUGUAUGAUAUUGAUCUGGAAAUACCUUGUCCAUCUUGCACAUGUUAUGACUGGCAGAAAUAUCAUCUGCCAUGCAAACACAUGCUUGCAGUAUUUCAGCAAUAUCCAAGCUGGGACUGGGACUUUUUACCAUCUGAGUACCGUGAUGCCCCACACUUUAACCUUGACUUAGAAAUUUUGGAGUCCAUUCAAAAUUCUGAGUCAAAAAAACCAUCUUAUUCACAAGAAACAUCUCCAGAAAGUCCAAUUCUGACAGGUGAAGGAUCCGGCAAUAGCAAAGUUCCAGAAAGAAGAGAAAGCAAAUUAACAGAUGCCCCAUCAAACACCAAAGACUGGCUUCAGUGCCGUGAGCUUAUCAAACAAAUUCAGGGCAGCAUAAUGAAUGUUUGUGGACUCAAUAUUGGCAACGUUGUACAACAACUGCAACAAGUUGCCAAUGUUUUAAAGGAAAUUGAGCCACGAGAUGAUGAUCUUCCUGUACUAAUGCGACGAAAACAAAAGAAGAUCAGAAGCAUGGAUGAAGUCCCACAUAAGAAAAGAAAAGUUUCAAAUUUGCCAAGGCCCAAAAAAUCUAAACUAAGAAAGCGCAAAGGAAAGACAACAAACAUAUUGGCUAAAGACGUUUGUUCCCCAUCAGAAACUGAUGUCCAUAUGCUUCAAGAAUAUCAAAAUUUAAGUGCUACUGCAAAAGAUGAAAUACAACUUCAAAAAGAAGUAAACAAAAUCUGGGAUCAGACGGAAACAACGAAAUACAUCAUGGCAAGAUGUGGUGAUACCAACUUAACUGAUGAGGAUGUCAUCUCAUUGAAGGGGAAUAACUGGUUGACUGACCAAGUUGUUGACGCAUGUUUAGGGGCCAUUGCUGAGGCAGAAACAGACAAGGGAAACAAAGUUUUUAAAAUGGCCACCUCAACAAUGACAGCUAUUGUGGAAGGACAUUGUCUCCAAAACAUGACUUUAACAAAGGUUCAGUUACUUGACUAUCAAGUGAUAAUUGGGGCAUAUCUCCAACAAAUGGGACACUGGGACCUUGUGGUAAUAGAACCAUCAACAAGAACUAUAUUCUUCUAUAAUCCUCUUGGUGAGACUCUUCUGCAGAAGAGGCGCAUUCAAGAAAAUUUAAGUCAUUUCUUCAACAGAAGAAUAAGCCUUGGACUAGAGGCAGGCAAGUCUGAGGAGAAAUGGACUCUUAAAACUGUUCCUCAUACAAAACAGCAGGAUGGGCAAAAUUGUGGUGUAUACAUAAUUCUGUUUUGUGAACGAUAUUUUACAAAUGAGAGUAUUUCAAACAUUACAAGUGAAGAACUGAGAAAUACUAGAGUGAGACUUGCUAAUCAGCUGUUGAUGUAUCAAGUAUAUAUCAAAGACAAAUGUCCAGCAUGUGCAUUUCAACUGAAACAAAGGCAAAAAAAGAUAACUUGUAGACAGUGUGACAGGACAUUCCACAAGUUGCCACAUUGUGCUGGAGAAUCUAAUCAAGGCAAUGAGUGUGACAAUUUUGUAUGUAGGCAGUGUCUUGCCUGUAUUGGAGAGACAAUAUCAGAGGACAUUGUUGCCAUGAAGGAUCAUCAAGCUACAAAUGUAAACCAGAUAAGAAGUACAGAUAUUCAAGAAAGCGGGUAAAUACAUGACUGUAUACAUCUAUGUACAAUUGUACAUGUAUGUUUUUCUGCUUCUUUGCACACAAAUUUCAGCCAGUUUUGGCAUAUAUAGUAUUCAUAUUAUGGUUAAAGAUAAACAAAAAUUCCCACACCCCUGGGUACCAAUAUUGAGGCCCAAAAGAUUGAAGUUCUGGUGUUGGUAAAGAACUCUAUUGAUCAUGUAGACAAAAUGCACAAGUUUUCUAAAAAUGAAGUUU